This is a messenger RNA of Hibiscus syriacus, 362 nucleotides long. Its product is annotated as calcium-binding protein KRP1-like. Gene Ontology annotation, molecular function: calcium ion binding. The transcript has a single exon. Bases 11 to 349 code for a protein of 112 amino acids. NCBI's taxonomy places the organism in Eukaryota, Viridiplantae, Streptophyta, Magnoliopsida, Malvales, Malvaceae. The record is from RefSeq and is a predicted model, not a curated record.
CACGUGUUGAAUGGAGUCCCGAAACACUGUUGUUUUCGAAGAUUUUUCCCCCGCCAUGGUCGAGAAGUUGGGUGCGGAAGGCUUCAUGAAGGAGCUCUGCAACGGAUUUCGAUUGCUUGUUGACGGGGACAAAGGGGUGAUCACGUUCGAGAGCUUGAAGAAGAAGUCGGCAUUGCUGGGGUUGCAAAACAUGAGCGAUGAAGAGGCCAUGUGUAUGUUGAGAGAAGGAGAUAUGGAUGGGGAUGGCGCUUUGAAUGAGAUGGAAUUUUGUACACUCAUGCUUAGGUUGAGUCCUGAGUUGAUGAACACUUCCAUGAAAUUGUUGGUUGAAGCUGUUGUCAAUUUCUAGACCGUUUCAUUGA